UUUACCGGUAGCACUUUUGGGUUAUAAGUGGAAGACCGAAGCAGCGGCUACAGUAAAGGCAGUGCGUACCUUACCUCUCUAACCGAAGCUCCACAGUUACCGAGCAAAGAGACUCACCUUGCAGUAAUGCAUAAACCGCUUAUUACAAUAACAGCUUGCUAGCUUUGCCAUGCGAGUCCUUAGAUGCCACGCGCGCCUUAUCGAUGGACAGCGAAUGCCAAUAUUUGCAACGCUUCUUUUCAUCCAUGUGCUUGUAUUACUCGCCAGAAUUGCUGGCAGCAGCUCAGUGGUGUUGCGCAGUGGUGUCGUGAGCCUGAGUAAGCCUACAAGCUAUGCAACCGUUGCAUCAGCUGGCAUCAGUACAAAUGCCUUCAUGGCAGCAGAUACUGCUGGACGGAGCCUGUAUCUGCUCCAAUAUUCAGCCGGCACCGGCCACGCAUUGGGUGACGAUCUGACUUCUCAGGGCGGUAGCGUGGUGUCGUACAUUCCAGACGACACGUUGCUGGUGUUUGCAAAGCCCGAAACUGCAAAAGCGGUUGCGGAGCGCCAUGCUGCACUCAUGGCAGAGUAUGCGGGUGACCUAAAGGUCUCCCCGGAGAUGUCCCGCUUCAUUGAGGCAUCCAGGCCAGUUGCACAGCGCCACCGAAGUCAACGUCGCAGAAGCGCACUUGGCAUCACUGGCAGCAGCAGCGACAGCAGCGGCAAUCUGGGAUCUGGAGGCAUCACGGAGGACCUGCCUGACGCCGCAUAUGAUCCAGAUCAGCUGCUGCUACACGCAAAAGGGGCCUUGCAGCACAUGCAGACCUGGAGCAUGCACCGGCAGGGCCAGUACCCAUGGCAACAAAGCCGUCGCACUGCUGCUGCCGGGACAAAGCUACAGGGUUCAGGGAAGAAGACGCAUCGGCGCAGGAGACUUGCUGCUAAAGCAUUUACAGCGCCCGAGCUGUAUGCUGUCCAGGCUCACAUGGUUCCUGGCUUGGGCGAUGAGGUGCUGGCAGCUGCGUACGACACAUGGCCCGCGGCGCUGGCAUCCGUGCUUGGUCGUACGAGUGAUGCAGAUCCGUGCUGGCCUCAGGCCUUGGAUUAUGCAUUGUACGAGGCAAGCGCUGGAUGGAUGCAGGUGUACCUGUGCCAGGAGGACAUCGAGGAAGGCUCGUUGUGGCUAGCCAGCCAGCCAACCGUAAUGUGGGUCUCACCCAUGAUCAAGACAGCGCUUUCCAAUGUGUACGCUGGCUGGACGACGCAAGCAGGGGAUAUCAGUACGGCACGCUACAAUGACGUUGCCAGCCUUCUUAGCGAGACUCGACCCUACUGGAAGGCUGGUAUUCAGGGCGAAAACAUCAUUGUUGGGGUUGGUGACACGGGUGUGGAUGUCGGGCACUGUUACUUUUUGGAUGACAAGUACAGCCCCUCCGCGCUCAAGGCCCUGCUCAACAGAAGCGCCACCACGGAGCUCUACCGCUGGUCCCUGCCCGACCACAGAAAGCUCGCGCAAUACGCAGUUGCAGGUGACACGAGCUAUUUCAGUGACGGCAGCGGUGGGCAUGGUACCCACGUAUGUGGGAGUGUUGCUGGAGCUGUUUCCAGCGGCUCUAGCAGCGGCUUCAAGACAGAUUCCUCAACAGGCUCGGCGCCGCUUGCAAAGAUCAGCAUGCUUGACCUGUCAUCGGCUUCUUCGGGCUUGAGCAUACCCCAACCAAUAGACACGGUCUUCCUCAAGUUUCACUACUCUGGAGGAGCUCGGAUCACAUCAGACAGUUGGGGCGAAGUGGGAUCAAGCGGCACUGCGUACGACUCGUUGGCUCGUGGGUACGACUUCUUUGCUUGGAGGAAUCCGGAUAUCCUGAGCGCAAUAGCGGCAUCCAAUUCUGGGGCAAACGGCAAAAUACCAACAGUCUCUUCUCCAGGAGUUGCAAAGAAUGUCAUGACAGUUGGAGCCUCGACAAAUCACCCCAAGGAUGUUACAAGCACGUACGACCAGUUUAUGGUUCUCUUCCGAUAUCGGGAUAAGAACAUGACCUUGCAAGAAUCUGGGGUUUGGCCCUUUGGUGGAUCGGCAUUUAGCACCUGGCGAACCCUUUUGAGCGGCCAGGAAGUGCGGGUCGUGUUGGCGACCCCACGGGGAGCCUGCAGUACACUUGACAGCACCACAACAAAUUACACGAGCGCCAUUACAGUAAUCGACAUGGGCGACUCUACAUGCAGCUAUGACACACGGCUGGCGUACGCAGCCAGUGCUAAGGCCGCGGCCGUACUACUCGUACGGCCGGAUGGUUGCUUCUACGAUGAGAGCUUGUCGUCAACCAUAUCAGUUACAAACAUCACAUAUGCAAUUGUUACGAGGGCAUAUGGCCAAUGGAUCACCGGCGUCUUGGCAGAUACAACCAACACUAAAGCCAUCAUGACUUACGUUUCUUACCCUUCCGUAAAUUUUGGUACUGAUACCGUUGCGUAUUUCUCGAGCUACGGCCCGCUAUCGGAUGGUCGCCUGAAGCCGGACAUUGUAGCCCCGGGCGCUGAUCUCAUGUCAGCAGGGUCGACGGGGAGCCUCAACACUGUCACAAGCGCUACUUGCUCAUCGGGCACAAUUUCGAUGGCGGGCACGUCCAUGGCGACACCGGUGGCAUCUGGGCAUUUAUCCCUCAUGCGGCAGUACCUCAGGGAUGGCUUCUACCCAGCUGGAGACAAGACAGCGGCUGAUGCGGCCAGCUUCGAGCCAUCUGGAAUGCUAAUAAAGGCUGCUGCUAUUGCAGGCGCGAGGUCCCUAGAGGGAGGUUACGCCAAGUCAGCUGGGACCGUGCUGAGUGCACCACCGGAUGGCUAUCAGGGCUGGGGUCGUCUGGACCUGAGCGGUGCGCUGCCCCUCUCCGGCCUGACGUCCUCCAACUUGCGGCUCCAAGUGGCCGACAUGGGCACCAUCAAGCAGGGGGACGUCAUCUACCUCAAGGGCUUGCGGGCGACUGGAACGGGCCCCAUCCUGGCCGCGCUCGUGUGGUACGACUACCCUGCGUCCCUCAUGGCGACCAAGACGUUGGUCAAUGAUCUCGACUUUGGCUACAUAAUUAACCAGCAGGCUGCAGCGACCAACCGCGAUGAUCAUGUCAACAAUGUUGAGCGUGUGGAGUUGAGGAACCUGCAAGCAGGUGACAACGUGACACUGGUCGUAACUGGCAAGAGCAUUGUGCACAACAUCAACUUCACUGGCGCUGACGCCCAGCUGCCUCAACGCUGGGCGGUCGCUGUUGUUGGCAACUUUAUCGGGACGCUGCGGACGCAGCUCAACCCUGCCUACGUACGCCCACAGCGUCUGCUGCCAUUCGCACAGGAUGCAACUACCACUGUCCAAAGUAUCCUGAUUGGACUCUCAGGCAGCACUUGUGCCAGCAUUCAAGAUACGUCGACAUCGGUGCUGGUUUCCUCGAGCUGCCCGCUGUCAAACAUCAACACAUUCACGUUUACCGAGGAGAAAGGCAGCAAUGCCACCGGCGGCGGUUACGUCUACGUGUUGAAGGACUAUCUGGGCCGGUGCCUCACACAGAGCGGAACCUCCUUGCUGCUGGCGACGUGCAACACCAGCAGCACCAGCCAGAGAAUGGCGUUCUUCAAAAACCCAUACUCCACCUCCGGGACGCUGUACCAGUUGGUUCCUGUGCCGCUCCUUGGUAGUGGAAGUGACGACCGGCAGUGUGUAUCACGGUCUGGUAGCACCCUAGUGCUUGUGGCGUGCAACGCCGAUGACACAAACCAAGGGGUCUCACUCUACGUUACGGCUUCCCUAAAGCCUCCUGCGCCACCAGCACCUCCAAGCCCUGCGCCUAAUCCUCUACCUCCGUCCCCACCGGCAAUGCCGUGGAUCCGCUUUUAUACUGAGUGGACUGUUAAUGGAGUCGCCGUGGCGGAUGACCUGGACAUAUUCGUUGCAUGGAGUUAUAGUGGUGCAGGCUACUACAUCACUUACAACCGGACCAGCCUUCGCGGUGGUUUGUACGGCGGUGACAACGGAGCCACCAAUCAUGAGGCCGUCAGUUGGGGCACUCAGAGCUCACCACCUGACUGGGCGGACUACCGUGCAUGUGUGAAGUUUUGGGUCACUGGCAAAACAUACAAUGUCACCCUCACGGUUUACAUGGGGUCGAGCAUUGUUCUCAUGCAGUCCAAACUCUUGAAGUCCACGUCAGCUAUGGACUGGAACUGCACAACCGCCUCUAACGGGUACCUAGGAACCUUCACGUACCCACCAACCACAGCAUCACCCCCACCCCUGUCACCGACACCAGUUGUAUCUCCUCCAUUGUCGUACCUUCCCCCAAGUCCCAAUCCACCUCCUUCUCCUCCACCUCGUCCAUCAACCCCCCCUACGCCAAGCCCCACUCCACCAAGCCUCUCUCCCUCUCCUCGCCCUCCACAACCACCAUCACCUCCUCCAAGCCCCCCGCCCCGUCCUAAUCCAUCUCCACCUCAACCGCCGUCGCCUCCUCCAAGUCCCCCGCCCCGUCCUAAUCCAUAUCCACCUCAACCGCCGUCACCUCCCCCAAGCCCCCCGCCCCUACCUUCUCCAUAUCCACCUCAACCACCGUCGCCUCCUCCAAGCCCCCCGCCCCAUCCUUCUCCGUUCCCACCUCAACCGCCGUCACCUCCCCCAAGCCCCCCACCCCUACCUUCUCCAUAUCCACCUCAACCGCCGUCGCCUCCUCCAAGUCCCCCGCCCCGUCCUAAUCCAUAUCCACCUCAACCGCCGUCACCUCCCCCAAGCCCCCCACCCCUACCUUCUCCAUAUCCACCUCAACCGCCGUCGCCUCCUCCAAGUCCCCCGCCCAUACCUUCUCCAUACCCACCACAACCUCCGUUACCUCCUCCAAGCCCCCCGCCCCGUCCUAAUCCGUACCCACCUCAACCGCCGUCACCUCCCCCAAGCCCCCCGCCCCGUCCUAAUCCAUCUCCACCUCAACCGCCGUCGCCUCCCCCAAGGCCCAACCCACUACCUAUGCCUUCUCCUCGCCCACCUCCUCCCGUCCCAUCACCACCGUCAUUCCCUAAUCCGUCACCAUAUCCGUCUCCUCGCCUCUCCCCAUCCUCGCAAUCACCACCUCCAAGCCCACUUCCAUUGUCCUCGCCCCCCAGCACCAGCCCACCGACCUCCGCUCCACCAAGUCCUCCACCCCUAGCGUCUCCAGGCACCAGUCCACCACUAUCACCACCUCCAAGGCCGUCCCCACCUCCACCCAGAACAUCCCCGUCUCCACCCAGGCCACCACCUCUGCCACCUCCAAUGCCGUCCCCACCGCCGCCUCCAAGGCCGUCCCCACCUCCACCCAGGCCACCACCACCGCCUCCUCCAAGGCCGUCCCCACCGCCGCCUCCAAGGCCAUCCCCACCCCCACCCAAGCCGUCCCCGCCUCCACCCAGGCCACCACCGCCGCCUCCUCCAAGUCCGCCCCCACCGCCGCCUCCAAGGCCGUCCCCGCCCCCACCCAGGCCGUCCCCGCCUCCACCCAGGCCACCACCACCGCCUCCUCCCAGGCCCUCCCCACCGCCGCCUCCAAGGCCAUCCCCGCCCCCACCCAGACCACCACCGCCUCCACCUCCCAGGCCCUCUCCACCACCACCUCCCAGGCCAUCCCCACCUCCACCCAGACCACCACCGCCUCCACCUCCCAGGCCCUCUCCACCGCCACCUCCCAGGCCACCACCACCAUCGCCAAAACCCUCGCCACGUCCACCCCCACCGAAACUAUCACCACCCUCGCCAGCACCAAGACAGUCUCCACCAGUGUCGACAACAAAGCCGUCACCACCACCGUCCCUGAGCAUCAGUCCUCCGCCAUUGACUUCACCACAGCCUUUGCCAACGCCAGCCUUGAACCCUAGCCCACCACAAUCGCCAAGCCCGCUCCCUCCAAGCCCUAAGCCCCUACCACCUCCUAGCCCUGUUAUGCCAUGGCUUCAACUCCAAACGUCUUGGACGUUUGAAGGUUCAGACACCACGGACGCUGACUUGGAUAUCUUCGUCGCUUGGACGUAUAGCGCGUCCAAUUACUAUAUCACUUACAACCAGACGAGUCUCCGCGGCGGAUUCUACGAUGGCGACAACAUGGACGCUUUGACUAACUCUGAAAGCGUCACGUGGGAUGUGGUUUCCGCGGCCCCUGAUGCGGCUGAGUACCGUGUGUGUGUCAAGUGGUAUGUGUCCUCACGCGGCCCCACCUACAACGUGAGCCUCGCGGCGAGCGUGCAUGGGAACCUAAUCAGCACCCUGUCGACACUGGUUGCCACUGCCACUGGGGCUUAUGACUGGCAGUGCACCUCCACUACACCUGGCUACGUCGGCAGCUUUGUCUACCCACCUUAGCGACUGCCAUCUAUCUACCAACAUCGUCGUCACUGCCACAGAGGCGGUGGCUAUGUCAUUAGGGUCGUCAACUAUCUUUGGCAGCAUACAUGUCGUAUACCAUGGAGGCAGGAAAGGGAUAGGCCUGUUUGGGAGAUCGUGUAUGGAGCCUGGUUCCUCAACGGCGCAUCAAUGUUUCCUGAAGCAUCAAUAGCUGCCGUGGCGGCUGCUGGUGGCAUCAACAAGUUGACUUGUAUAAAGAUAGGCAAGAUUUUUGUACUGCACGGAGGAGCAUGGCACGGGUCAAGCAACAUGCAGGUAGCAUUGCACAGCUUCAUGUGUAAGUUCAUUGGUAACAUUGGUGUUUGAGUAGCGUGUGAUUCUACUGGAUAUCAGUAUGUAGGUAGUGUGCGUGAGCCACUAUUCGUACUUUUACUUUUGGGUGGCACGCAGUUCUGUUGCCAUAAUACCGUAGGUGGUCACCGGUUAGGCCUUUGCACCCUAUCUACGUCAAAUACGGCAGCAUGGCAAAUGGCAGGUUUGCAGUUAAGCACUCGGCAUUCCUUGGAUCCACUGCACUUUACGUUUGGGUUGUGCUUGCGGAGGCGAGCAAAGUCAAUUGAGGAACUGCAAUUCAUGACACCGGCAGGGGUUGGUUUGAUAUGUAUUCUUCUAAGGGAGGUUUCAGAAAUCAAGCAUGUCAUGCUGUCAUAGCGUGCGUUGGGUUCCAUAUCGUGGCUAGAUGUAUGCAGUCUGGUUCACGUAUGUUGCUAUUCAUAGUCCUUGCAAACAGGCCUUCUGUGAUGAAGAGGUAGCACCGGGGGGGGGGGUAACUGUGUGUGCAAGCUGUCCUAAACGGCUCAAUCGUGCUGUUUUCCGUGUUUUUAGCCGUCCUGUCGUUUAUCUGUUUCCACACAGGUUAGAACCCAAAGCAUACGAGGAUUCCUUGGCGUACACUGUGUGGAUGAUGCGGAUUGGGUAGAUGUGAUCAAGCGCAAGGUGUAGCUGUUCAUGUUCAUGUUUAUCCACAAUGUACCCCUGUUUACCCCGGAGCAAACAUGUUGUGUACGCUUGCCCCAGGAUUGCUAGGCAGGCUUAUGAAUGUGGGGUGUAAGGUGCAAGUGUUAUGGAUCUGUGGGGCUAUGGAUUUAUUACUUGUUUGCGCAGGUGUUAUCUGGGGGGCUAAGUGUUUAUGGAAAUGGCCUAUUUGAAUGCCAUACACAUGCUGCUAUCUUGCAAAUCUCAAUGUGGCCGUUUACUCGCGUUCAGCCACCUUCGCUGCGUUGGGUAGCCGCUUGCAAUUUAAUUCGUUCCAGAGCGAAGCGUCAAUGUACCGAUGUAUGGUGGUCGAUGACUUUAAAAAAUCGACAUUAGCUGAGGAAUGAGUGUCUGCUCCGGAUUACACGCUGUAAAAUCUAAGCCCCG
This is a messenger RNA of Astrephomene gubernaculifera, 7753 nucleotides long. NCBI's taxonomy places the organism in Eukaryota, Viridiplantae, Chlorophyta, Chlorophyceae, Chlamydomonadales, Astrephomenaceae. The record is from the annotation of a GenBank genome assembly.